UUACUGGUUUGAACUACUUUUGGUUUUGUGGGAAAGUAGAAGCAUAAAGAAACUUUAAAUGUCAAUGAUAUGUGCUGAUACGUCGUUGAUCCUACAAAAACUUGAAGCUUCAGGUCUCUUGUAUAUAUGUUCAAAUGUACUGGAAGGUCCAAAUGUAUGCUAAGAAAUGUAGGUGUGCCGGAAAGCUCUGGGAGGUAAUAUUGUGAGAAAAUUACUGCAGUACUAUUGUUGAAGCUUUUAAUGAAUUUUUUAAAGAAUCUUAGUGAGUUCUGAAAUGCCAGUCUUACUCUGCAAUGCAAAGCCAGUGUUAAGUAUGCUUCGCGUUUUCUUCUGUUUCACUGGAUGAUUUUGCCUGGCGUUCCUCUCAUCGUUAUCGGACAAAAUCCGCUUUGUUUUCCUGCCUUUUAUUUUGAUCCUCAGCCCCUUUUGUUUACUUUUCUCAGCCCUCUCGAGUGUUCUCCUUUCUAGCAGAAGACACAACCCUGCAGCAGAUGUGUCUCUGUUUCGGGUACAUGGUACCUCUGCUUACGAAGCCAGAGCACCCGGCUGUGGCCAGAAAGACCUCCCUUUAGCUGGGAGGUGGCUGUAGCAGCAUGUACACAGCACCCCAUCUCUUCUGCUCCACCUGAGCGGGGGUACGUUGCAGGGAAGAAGGGGGUGAAGCCAGACAGACCUGCAGUUCUCACCAGCGCUGCCAAAGCCACAGAAAGGCUUUCUCAGCCUUUCAUCCACGUCAGCCCUUCUGCUCAUCAUCAUCUUGUCCAUAAAUCUAGUGCCUUUCUAUGCUGUUUGGUUUUUUUGUUUGUUUUUUUUUUUUUUUUUUUAGCAAUGCUGGGCACUCCUUUAGCAACAUCAAACUGGACAAGUUGGGGUUACUGGGGAGCUCUGAAGCUGGCCUGCCUGCAUCCCACUGCAUGCUGCCCACCGUGGGCAGUGAAACCCCAUCGCUGCUCUGCUGGAGGCUGCAGCAGCCUCCUGCUCCGCACCUUCCCCAUCCAUCGCAGGUACUGAGCAGUCCCUGGCAGUGGAGGCUUCUUGGAGUCACACGUGGGUGUUAAGUCACUCCAGUCUCAGCUGUGUUUUAAGGCACCUCCAGGAGCUUUAACCACUACAGGUCUCUGUUAUUAAGAGCAGAACUGCCCCACAGCUGUGAGGCUGAGAUCUAGAAAUAGGAGCCCAAGAAAUUGGAUCAAGGCAUUAAAAAUCCAGGAACUUUUUUCACUGGGAUUAGGGAUUUUUUUUUUGUUACAGAUAGGGGGAUGGCACAGGGAGUGUACUUCCCCCUCCCUGCCCCCCCCAGUCUCCAAUUGUUUUGCAUGAGUCACUGGUGCUGAUUAAAGCCCAGCCCAGAUUAAAUAUAUUAAGGUGACUCCAUUACCGCUGUGUCAAGGAACAGGAAGGUAUAAACUGAUAGAUGGACGCAAUCGCGCGGUCUGACCCUCUGUAUCCAGUAGGUCCGUAUGUCAGUUAUCUCUCAGGUGGUGGUGGUUAGUGGAAAGGCUUGUGCAAGAGCCAAGAAAAAAGGAACGAAAGGUUAAGCCUGGAAGGGUGGAGAAGGGAAGAGGUGGGCGUGAAGAGGAACUGAAGAGCUGGCAAAGGGGAUUCAGCUUCUUGCAAACAUGCAGCUUCAUGAAAUCACAGCUUAGAUCUGCGUAGCUGAAGGUUUUUGGGAGCUGGAAGAACAAAAUCUCUUCUCUUUUAUAAUUUCUCUAGUCCUGACUAGUGCAAUGGGGGUGCAAAAUUUUUGUCUGUAUUUGGUGUCCUUGGGUUGGAGGAAGCAUGCAAAUGAUGCAGCUCCCAGACCAUGCACUUUCCAGAACAUGGAACCAUCAUUUCCAAAUUGUAGUAUUUGAGGCAUCAAUGGAAACAGGGUGAAAUGUUUGAAAGAAUUGAAAAUACCAGGCCUAGAGAUACUUGGAGGUUUUGAAAAGCUGUUUUUGUUCUUGGAGAAAGCUAAUUUAGCAGAACCAAAACUUUUAUUGUAACUUAACCUCGGCUGAACUGUUGACUCUUCCAGAGGAGAUGCAGAAAGAAAGAGCCUCUAUGAACCAGAAGGCCAAGGUGAAGAGUGGGCCUGUCUGCAGGUCAGGAGAGUCAGGUUCAGGUCUCCUUCCAGACAGUCUGUCUGAGCCCCCGUCAGCAUUUGCGUGUGUAGUGGAAAAACUUCAUCAGAACAGAAUGGGAGAGACAUCCCUGAACAACCUGUCACUUAGAGCACUGCCCUGUGGCGGGAAAGGUUCCUGCCCUACCACCAGAUGUAGAUGCACACAUGUGCCUAAUUUAAUCAAAUACACACUGUUCUGCUAUAUGCAUACACGGACGUUGGAGAUUUUUUGCAGGCAAUGUAGUGAGCAGCCAUGGGAGGUGGCGCACAGCGUCGUUUCUCUUCAGUUUGUUGCAGAAGUACUGCAUGACGCACGUCGUGUCCGAACAGGAGCUGUCAUCCUGAAAAAGGAGGAAACAAUCAGUUUGACCAUGAGUAGCAGCCAACAUGGAUUUCUCAAGAAUAAAUCACCUCCUUGUUGUCAGGUACCAGCAAUUCAGAUCCUGACUUACAAAACAACAGAAGUGUUUUGUGCUUGGUCUUGCUCUAGUUCUUCAGUAGAUGCAGAUCAACAUCUCGGGGCCGCCUUCCUGCAGCCUAGGAAAGCACAGAGGUUGCAGGUCAUAUUCAUGAUGCACUCGCAAACUCACAGGAGAGUUUCCAAAAUGACGGCUUGGUUUUAGUCAACGCUGCUGUUUUCCUCACCUUUGUGAGCAAUGGAGCCGCACCACAUCAGCAUUGUAAUACAGAGGAGGGAAUACUACAAGCACUGAUAAUAAGCAUGAGGGAUUUUUAUGUUAUCGCCCACUAGUUUGCCUAUGGUCUGGUGUGAUUCAUCAUCUUCGCAAAAUGGGAGAGCAGCUACAAAGAGAGCAAUUUAGAAAUCUCAUCCAAUUGAGCUGUGAGGAAAUCAGACAUAACAAAAGAAUGGAAACAGUUGCUGUACCCCAGGCUUACUGUAAAACCUUCACAAAUUGCAAAAAAAUACAAAUAUCAUGAACUGUGAAGUCAGGAAAGAAGGGAUAACUCUGAGAGGGUCUAACGUAUGUAUAGUGAAACCAUACUGUCAGGCUUUUAACUUGCUGUGAUUUAGGGAGCCUAGUUAUAGAAGAGGUAUGUACCUGCAUUAGACCUCCCAGGUUUUCAAGGCUCUUUUGCUUUCUACCCGUCUGUUAGAUGAGUUUUCAAAACAAGGCUGUGCAUUUGAAUUGAGGAAUUUCUAGAGUCUGCCAAAAAAAAAGUGGAAAUUUUUUUUCCUUCCUCUUCACCCUCCAUCUCUGCCAACAACGGACAGUGUUGUCUGUCUUGUAAACACUUCAAGAAUUGUUUGUUUUAGAAGCCAUGCCAAAUACACCGUUUUUCUGAAUAUUCAGCACUGGUUCCUGAGAUAAGUGUGUCACUUCUUUGUUUAGUGUUUUAGCUGAGGUUUUAUGUGUCUCCUCUGUAUCUCCAUAGGGUAUUUAUUUAUCUGCAGAUCCUGAAUAUUUUGAACGUGACGGUUAAUAAAUAAAUAUAUAAAAUCCCUCUCAGGAUCGGGGGCAGGGGGGACAGGAGAAAGGGAGAAAUAGGUCUAUUUUUUAACAAGAAUAAUUCAUCAAAAUCAGUAAUUGUUUUGGUUUUUUGUUUGGUUUGGGGUUUUUUUGCUUGACUGGUGUCAAAUAGCUCAAGCUGAAGUUAAGCUGGGGGUCCUGGUAGGCAAGUUGAACAUGAGCCAUCAGUGUGCCCCUUGUACUAAAGGCGGCUGCUGUUAGGCAGGGUGUUGCUAGUCAGUCAAGGAAGGUGAUCCUUACCUUCUGCUCAGCACUGGUGAGACACAUCUGGAGCGGUGAGUCCAGUUCUGGGCUCCCCAGUAUGAGAGAGACAUGAACAUACUGGAGAGAGUCCAGCAAAGGGCCACAAGGAUGAUUCAGGCCUUGGAGCAUCCAUCAAACAAGGAGAGG
Molecule: messenger RNA, 3984 nt
Organism: Aquila chrysaetos chrysaetos
Lineage: Eukaryota; Metazoa; Chordata; Aves; Accipitriformes; Accipitridae
Exons: 3
Coding region: 2023-2727 (234 amino acids)
Source: RefSeq, a predicted model, not a curated record